UCAGCUGAUAUCUCAAAGUGCUGUACAGAAACCCAGCCUAAAAUCCCAAACAGCAAGCAAUGCAGGUGUAGAAGCACGGCAUCUUGGAAAAACUCCCUAGGAAGGCCAAAACCUAGGAAGAAACCUAGAGAGAAACCAGGCUAUGUGGGUGGCCAGUCCUCUUCUGGCUGUGCCGGGUGGAGAUUAUAACAGAACAUGGCCAAGAUGUUCAAAUGUUCAUAAAUGACCAGCAUGGUCAAAUAAUAAUAUUCACAGGCAGAACAGUUGAAACUGGAGCAGCAGCACAGCAGCACGGCCAGGUGGACUGGAGACAGCAAGGAGUCAUCAUGUCAGGUAGUCCUGAGGCAUGGUCCUAGGGCUCAGGUCUUCCGAGAGAGAGAAAGAAAGAGAAUUAGAGAGAGCAUACUUAAAUUCACACAGGACACCGCAUAGGACAGGAGAAGUACUCCAGAUAUAACAAACUGACCCUAGCCCCCUGACACAUAAACUACUGCAGCAUAAAUACUGGAGGCUGAGACAGGAGGGGUCAGGAGACACUGUGGCCCCAUCCGAUGACACCCCCGGACAGCCCCCGCACCACUAGAGGGAUAUCUUCAACCACCAACUUACCAUCCUGAGACAAGGCUGAGUAUAGCCCACAAAGAUCGCUAACCCAGACAGGAAGAUCACAUCAGUAACUCAACCCACUAAAGUGACGCACCCCUCCUAGGGACGGUAUGAAAGAGCCCUAGUAAGCCAGUGACUCAGCCCCUGUAAUAGGGUUAGAGGCAGAGAAUCCCGGUGGAAAGAGGGGAACCGGCCAGGCAGAGACUGCAAGGGCGGUUCGUUGCUCCAGAGCCUUUCUGUUCACCUUCACACUCCUGUGCCAGACUACACUCAAUCAUAAACCCAUCUCUUUAAAAAUGUAAUGCAGUAUAUUUCAAUCUAGCAAACCAAGCAACUAAAAGUAACUUUCUAAACAAUGUUUUUGUUAGUUUCUAGCUUUUUAGCUAGCUAGCUGGCUAGCCAGUUCAAAUAAUGACCAUGUCAUAGCUGUCAAUGUCUUAAAUAAAGCACAUUUUUAUUCAUUAUUUAGGGUGUACAUCCAUAAUUAUUUUAUUCAAUGUUUAUAAAAUAUAUAUGCAUUCAAUAGAGAAUUGCAUCAAUAGUCCAAACUCUGUUUCUACCAUAUCAUUCACAAGGUAGGCUAUUUACUCUGAGAAAUUUGAAUGAUUAGAGUGAAUAGAAUGUUAUUAUGGCCAUGGUCAAAAAGUGGUCACUGCUCAAUAGAACUCUCUCACUGCGCAGCCUUCAAACGUCAACGGACAAGCUAGCUAGUCGCUGCAGGUUCCUGUGUGAUAACAUGGGGUUUUCUGAAAGGAAAUCUGCGGAAUACAAACUAAAUUGGGUCUAUAUAUUUAUUAAUUUACAAAGCUAAGACUUAAUUUUAAUAUCUACCUUCCCCGGAGACAAUCUGUGGCAGUUUUCAUAGUUAUUGCUAAGUAUUUCCCAUUAAAUCACCAUGGAAACAUUGUCUUUUUAUAUAUAGAGAUUUUUUUCCACAAAAGUAGUACACUGGCCUUUACUAGUACUGUAUUAGCGGACCGCUGUAGGGAGGGCAAAUUGUAUAUUAAAAAAUAUAUAUAUAUAUACACACACACACACACAUCUUCCCGCUGCUAUGUCCACAGAGUAUAAAUUAAGUGUUUUGACUAGCGACACUUGUCGCAUUCAAAUUGUCUAAAGACAUGUUGAUAGACAAAGUAUAAACCAGCCUAUAUAUUGUUGACAGACAAAGUAUAAACCAGCCUAUAGAUUGUUGACAUCUAAACUAUAUUUCAUCUCCACUGUUUAUUGAAAACAAAUAUAUUUGCACAAUGAGCACUUGUCUCUCAUGCAACAGUUGUUGGUUAGCUAGGGAAUUUUAGCCAUAUUAGCAUAGAUGUGACAUGAGUCAAAACAAGACAUGGUAGCAAUAACAACCUACGAUUCCCCACAUGGCAGCAUCUUUUUAUUGUUGUUAGCAAUCUGACCAAUGGCCAUCCAGAAUCUCAACAACACACAUCAGGACAUCUGCCCUAUUGGAGUGUGAUUUAUUUUUUUGGACCUUUAUUUAACUAGGCAAGUCUGUAAAUAAGAAUUUGUUCUUAACUAUGACGGCAUAGGAACAGUAGGGUUAACUGCCUUGUUCAGGGACAGAAAGACAGAUUUUUUACCUUGUCAGCUCGGGGAUUCGAUCUUGCAACCUUUCGGGUUACAAGUCCAGCGUUUUAACCACUAGGUUACCUGCCGCCCCUGUGCGUACAAACCGCCACCGUAGAUUUUUCAACUGACCUGUUCUUGGCAAUACUUUUUCCACCGAAUUGAGAACGAAGAAAGUAUCUUAGAAAUGUCAUUUGCUGGUGGUUAUACAAAAAACACACAUUCAGAAAAAUUAUAAAUCCAUGUUUUGUAUGGAGUGAGAUAUGCUUUUAGCAUGUGUGUAGUUCUUUGUUUUGGUCGCGCUAUAUAAUGCGCUGUCAUCUACUUCUACACAUGGCCGCGUUGCAUAGAAACUACUAGUUUCUGCAAAGAUGCUGCGAAAUCCUAGAUGUGCGCCAGCUAAGCUGGCGAGGAACCAUCUUGCACGGUAUAGAACAUGGAUUUAUUAUCUUUUGAGUUUUCGCUGGUUUUUGUAGAGCUGCCGGCAAUUCAAAACAGGCAUUCUAAAGAUACUUCUUUGUUCUCGAUUCAGGGGAAAAGUAUCACAGAGAACAGGUUAGUUGAAAAAUCUAUGGCGUGGGUUUGUAUAGGGCCUCUUCAAUAGGCCCAGUAAUGGACACCAACAAUCUUUGGUUAUAUCACAUUAUCCGGCGUAAACUCUGUAGCCAUUCAUUAGCCAGUUAUAAUGUAUCAAGCUCUUCAACAUGGCACCACCCAUGUGAGAGUACUGUCUAUUUUCUAAAGUUGUUAGUCCUAUAUUUAGUUGCACUGUAAUGGUCCUUCUGCAAAAGCCAUUUUUCUUUAAAGUCGCACAUGAACAAAUGUUAUACUGAGUGGGGCAUUGAAAGGAGUAGCUAAUUUACUUUAAACCCUUGCUCAGAUAUACCAUAGCAGUUCUUCAAUCUUGGUCCAAGGGCUUGACGAACCAGAUGUGCUAGUACUGGGCUGUAACAAAAGCCUGCACACCUUGUGUGACCCUCGGACUAGGAUUAAAGAACACCAUGAUUUUAUAACAUUUUUAGUCUUCAUUCAUCAUAUUCUGAUGUUGUGCAUUUCAGAGAAAUCAGUAUACAUAUUUCCUUAACAUUGCUUUGAUUUAAUGCUUUUCAGGUGAGACAACUUAUUUAGUCUGAUUUGAGUGUUUACGAGUCUGGUUUUUGCACAUUUUGACCUCUGUAGCUCUUAUAAAAAAAUCAACCCUUUUUAUCAUCCUUGUCUGUUUUUCGUUAAGGUUGAGUUGGGAAGAAGCAAAAUGGCGGAAGAAGUUUCAGAUAUGAAGUUUGAAGUUGUUAAAGGGCAUAUUUGAUGAAGCUGAUGGUGUUGAUGCAUGCUAAUGUAAAAUGAAGCUGGCAGAAGCGAGCGGCCACGCUGUCCACUGGUAGAGUGAUGUAAUGGCAGAAAUCAAAUGGGAGGAAGGAAGUGGGGGAAGAGGAGAGAAAAAUGAAGUCAGAAAUGGUGUGAAACGGAAGAAAGAAGAAAAGAGAUGGUUGUUUUGAAGUUAUGAAGUUAAAGAAGUGAUGAAGUUAUGAGAAGUGUUCGGGGGAUUCGCGGUCCGCUUCCAGGAGUGUGAGCCCAAGGGGUUCUGGGAAGUCUGCCAGCCGUUCCCCAGCCCAUUCCCCAGCCCGCUCCAAAGAUGGCUCCAGACACUCCAGGUCUAAGUCCCACUCCCGAUCCCGCUCCAAGUCCAGGUCUCGUUCCCAUAGGAGCUCCCGCAGGCAUUAUUCCCGCUCUCGCUCCCGUUCCCACCGCCGCCGUUCCCGUAGCCGUUCCCGAAGCGGGGAAUACCGCCGUCGUCGGAGCCACAGCCACUCCCCCAUGUCCAACCGCCGCAGGCACAUUGGCAACCGGGCCAACCCGGACCCGAACUGCUGCCUGGGUGUGUUUGGUCUGAGCCUGUACACCACAGAGAGAGACCUGAGAGAUGUGUUCUCCAAGUACGGCCCCCUGGCUGACGUCAGCAUCGUCUACGACCAGCAGUCACGACGCUCCCGCGGCUUCGCCUUCGUCUACUUCGAAGUCCGAGAGGACGCCAAUGAGGCUAAGGAGAGAGCUAACGGAAUGGAGUUGGAUGGACGGAGGAUCAGGGUCGAUUUCUCCAUCACUAAACGACCACACACUCCCACUCCUGGGAUAUACAUGGGACGGCCCACAUAUGGUGGCGGCGGCGGCAGCAGCAGCAGCGGAGGCGGUGGAGGAGGCGGUGGAGGAGGAGGAAGUGGCGGCCCCAGCUCAAGCUCAUCUCGCCGUAGCUCGAAGGAUUACGAUCGCGGCGGUGACCGUGGUUACGACAGAGGCUACGACCGUGGCUACGAUCGCUAUGACGACCGAGAGUGCUACAGGUCCUACAGACGCAGGUCUCCGUCCCCGUACUACAGCCGAGGGGCCUACCGGUCUCGCUCCCGCUCGCGGUCUUACUCCCCACGCCACUACUGAGCAGAGGGAGAAGAGGAGCAAGAUUAUACUUUUUGUGGGGUUAGGUCCAGGGGGGGUGGAUGUGGAGUUAGGGCCAGGGGGGGGUGGAUGUGGGGUUUAGGGCCAGGGGGGGUGGAUGUGGGGUUUAGGGCCAGGGGGGGGUGGAUGUGGGGUUUAGGGCCAGGGGGGGUGGAUGUGGGGUUUAGGGCCAGGGGGGGUGGAUGUGGGGUUUAGGGCCAGGGGGGUGGAUGUGGGGUUUAGGGCCAGGGGGGGUGGAUGUGGGUUUAGGGCCAGGGGGGGUGGAUGUGGGGUGCAUAUUUGGGGAGUUUAGGGAAAUGGUAAAGGAUGUAAUUGUGAACUUGAUAAACAGUCAUUUUUUUGUUUAUUUUAGUUAAAUAUGUUCAGUUGGUGGAUUUCUGUUCUUUCAGUCAAUCUUGCAGUUGUGUUGAGAGAAGCUGUCGAUUCGUUAAUCCAGGGUUCUCCCCAGGAUUUUUAAAGACGGUGGUGCUGCUGAGUACAGCGAACACCUGUAAUUCCCAUUUCCUGCCAUCUUUAGCAAAUGUUGGUGGGGUUGUUUUUUUUAUAUAGUGGCGCUGCCAGACCACAAGGUGGCGCAGCGCCCCCUCUUACAUUCUUUAGGGAGAACCCUGUUUAAUCCAUCUGAUCUGUAUUUUGUAUCACCAGGCUCCUUUUUACUGGGUAGAUGUGUUGAAGUACAGUGAUAUUUAGUGCACGAUAGGCUCUAGGGGAGAGGGCCCAAGGUAAAUGCAGCUCUAGGAUCGGAUUACCUUAACCCCAAUUCUAACCUUAACCUUUAGGUUGAUAAAAAAAUAUCUCACCCUUUAUCAGUGGUUAGGGGGUAACUUCUUCCUGCUGUAUGUUCGGGAGAAGAGCCAAGAGCGAGAAGCUCUACCCUAGUUCAGUGCUGUGUGUAUGGGUGUACCAUGAUUUUAAGUCUGCAGUAUUCCAAGCAAUAAAACUGCAUCUUUUCAA
Molecule: messenger RNA, 5586 nt
Organism: Oncorhynchus kisutch (coho salmon)
Lineage: Eukaryota; Metazoa; Chordata; Actinopteri; Salmoniformes; Salmonidae
Product: transformer-2 protein homolog alpha-like
Exons: 8
Coding region: 3997-4614 (205 amino acids)
Molecular function (GO): RNA binding
Source: RefSeq, a predicted model, not a curated record